AAAAGUCCACUAGACUCAAACAGAAACCUAAUGCAGAGGAGGAGUAAGAUAGAUAGAUAGAUAGAUAGAGUAGAUAAAUAGAUAAAAAUGGAGGGGAACAGACUUCCUAAAGGAAAACAUUUCUUUCAGUGACUUUAAAAAGCCAAAAGUUACUGCCUUCUUGUUCCACACCAGGGGAAGAUAUGGAGACACCUUUCAUGAUAAUAUUAUUCUGCCUGCUUGCUGGUGUCCAUCCUGUGGAGUCUGUGAUCCAGAUGACUGGAGAUGUAGGUAAAUCAGCAGUGAUCAGAUGCCCCUAUGAUAGAGGAUAUGAGGGAUACUCCAAGUACCUCUGCAAAGGGUCAUGUCUUCACUUAACACUUAAAAGUAAAAUAGUCAAGACUGAAGCAGGUCAGACCAAAGCAAUCAAUGGGAGACUCUCUCUGCAUGACAACACCACUGCUGGAGUCUUCACUGUGACCAUCACUGGGCUGACUGCAGAGGAUUCUGGGCAGUACUGGUGUGGAGUUAAAACAGGGUUUGGAAAAGCUGAUGUUUUCUCUGGAGAAGUGGAAUUAAAGGUACAAAAAGUCCUCCCUCCCACCCCAAACUCGACCCCUGUACCCUCCACUGAGGACCACACCCUCUCAUCUCCAUCUACAGCUCCGACCUCCAACACCUCCCAAACUCAGCAUGUAUUGGAGACAAACAUUAGUGAUAAUGCCUUUAAAGACCAGCUAACUGCUGAUGAGCCUCGGGAUGUUCCAGAAAACUCUGUCGUCAUGGUGAUCUUGUGUGUGCUGGUGCUGCUGGUCAUAAUGACGGUGUGUGGGUUAGUUUCAGCCCUCUACUACAGACAGAGGAGGAGGAAGAAGCAGACAGCAGCAUGCGGUCCAUCCAGCCUUAACACCAUCGAUCACAUGGGGGAGGUAAGACCAAGAGUUUCAUAAAAAACCUGAAAGUAGAAACACUGCUCACAGCUAAGAAUGAGAGUUUCAUAAAAAACCUGAAAGUAGAAACACUGCUCACAGACCACAGAGACGCCACCUCUGUUACACAUGAUUGUAGUGGUCACCAGUUGUGUGCUGGGUUGUUUAUGCUUCAGAUGACAUAUUUUAGCUCCACACUGUAAACCCAAACCCAACGGGUCACUUAGAUCUAUUGUAACAAUAUGAAACGCAGUGUUUAGGGACCAGUCCAAAAAUUGCUAUCUUGGCAGCGUAAAAAGUUCACCGCCAGCCAGGUGUGUUGUUCAAAAGGGUUGUUCUUAUGUUUCUCUUAUGUUCUUAUCAGUCAUGAGAGUGUUUUGGGCCUAACAUCCAUUAAAGCCAAUGAGAGUGGCAUCUCAUUCCCAUUACAGUAAUAGCAAGGAGUGUGACAACAUUGGUAGGUAUUUCAACAGUUGGUAUUUCACCAGUCAGUGCAUCUGAAGGAAUCUGCUUGCAAGCAAGACUGCAACACCCAAUAUUCCACUAAACCUUGCUUUUCUAAAAUGUGUGUCACUAGCAGAUUAUAGCAUUAUGUACUCGCAUAUUAUUUGAGCAAAGAAAAACGUGGUCUCAAAGGCAAGUACAGCUUGAAUCAGACUCUCUCUUUCUCUCUCUCUCUUUCUCUCUCUCUCUAUCUCUCUCUCUCUCUAUCUCUCUCUCUAUAUAUAUCU
Messenger RNA from Alosa sapidissima (American shad), 1639 nucleotides. Its product is annotated as CMRF35-like molecule 2. The transcript has 5 exons. Bases 183 to 929 code for a protein of 248 amino acids. NCBI's taxonomy places the organism in Eukaryota, Metazoa, Chordata, Actinopteri, Clupeiformes, Clupeidae. The record is from RefSeq and is a predicted model, not a curated record.